Molecule: messenger RNA, 2804 nt
Organism: Choloepus didactylus (southern two-toed sloth)
Lineage: Eukaryota; Metazoa; Chordata; Mammalia; Pilosa; Megalonychidae
Gene: IDUA
Product: alpha-L-iduronidase
Biological process (GO): carbohydrate metabolic process
Molecular function (GO): L-iduronidase activity; protein binding
Source: RefSeq, a predicted model, not a curated record
ACCCGGAGGCGGAACCGGCCCCGACGCGGCGCUGACCCGCUGUCCCGGGAACGCGGAGGACUGGGCCGGGCCGGGCCGGACCGCGCCGGGAGUGCGCCCGCGCGCCCUGCCAUGCGCCCCGCGCUGCUCGCGCUCCUGGGCGCGCUCCUGGGCGCGCCCCCGGCCGUCCCCAAGGAGGCCCCGCUCCUGGUGCGCGUGGACGCGGCCCGCGUGCUGCGGCCCCUGCGGCGCUUCUGGAGGAGCACCGGCUUCUGCCCCCCACUGCCGCACGACCAAGCUGACCAGUAUGACCUCAGCUGGGACCAGCAGCUCAACCUCGCCUACGUGGGCGCCGUCCCUCACGGGGGCAUCAAGCAGGUCCGGACCCACUGGCUGCUGGACCUCGUCACGGCCAGGGCGGCGGCUGGGAGGGGCCUGAGCUACAACUUCACCAGCCUCGAUGCCUACCUGGACCUUCUCAGGGAGAACCAGCUCCUCCCUGGUUUUGAGCUGAUGGGCAGCCCCUCGGGACACUUCACUGACUUUGAAGACAAGGAGCAGGUGUUCGAGUGGAAGGACCUGGUCUCACUCCUGGCCAAGAGAUACAUCGGUAGGUACGGGAUCGCACACGUUUCCAGGUGGAACUUUGAGACCUGGAAUGAGCCGGACCACCACGACUUUGACAACGUCUCUAUGACCACGCAGGGCUUCCUGAACUACUACGACGCCUGCUCCGAGGGUCUGCGGGCCGCCAGCCCGGCCCUGCGGCUGGGUGGCCCCGGCGACUCCUUCCACCCCCCGCCCCGGUCCCCCCUGAGCUGGAGCCUCCUGGGGCACUGCCACAACGGCACCAACUUCUUCACGGGGGAGACGGGCGUGCGGCUGGACUACAUCGCCCUCCACAAGAAGGGCGCUGGGAGCUGCAGCUACAUCCUGGAGCAGGAGAAGGCGGCCGUGCGGCAGAUACAGCAGCUCUUCCCCGGCUUCGCCGACACCCCCAUCUACAACGACGAGGCCGACCCGCUGGUGGGCUGGUCCUUGCCGCAGCCCUGGAGGGCCGACGUGACCUACGCGGCCAUGGUGGUGAAGGUCAUCGCGCAGCACCAGAACCUGCUGAUCGCCAACCGCAGCUCCCCCAUCCGCUACGCGCUCCUGAGCAACGACAACGCCUUCCUGAGCUACCACCCGCACCCCUUCUCGCAGCGCACGCUCACCGCCCGCUUCCAGGUCAACAACACCCGCCCGCCCCACGUGCAGCUGCUGCGCAAGCCCGUCCUCACCGCCAUGGGGCUGCUGGCCCUGCUGGACGGCGAGCAGCUGUGGGCGGAGGUGUCGCGGGCCGGGUCGCUGGUGGACAGCAACCACACGGUGGGCGUCCUGGCCAGCGCCCACCGCCCUGCGGGCCCGGCCGACGCCUGGCGCGCCUCGGUGCUGGUCUACGCGAGCGAUGACACCCGCGCUUACGCCAACCGCAGCGCCGCCCUGACCCUCAGCCUGCACGGGGUGCCCCGGGUCCCCGGGCUGCUCUACGUGACGCUCUACCUGGACAACCGGCUCUGCAGCCCCCACGGCGAGUGGCGGCGCCUGGGCCGGCCCGUUUUCCCCUCGCCCGAGCAGUUCCGGCUCAUGCGCGCGGCCGAGGACCCGGUGGCCGCGGCCCCGCGCCCCUUCCCCGCGGGGGGCCGCCUGACGCUGCGCCCGGAGCUCCCGCUGCCCUCGCUCCUGCUGCUGCACGUGUGCGCGCGCCCCGAAAAGCCGCCGGGCCAGGUGACCCGGCUCCGCGCCCUGCCCCUGACCCGCGGGCAGCUGCUGCUGGUCUGGUCGGAUGAGCGCGUGGGCUCCAAGUGCCUGUGGACAUAUGAGAUCCAGGUCUCCCGGGGGGGCCAGGUGUACACCCCCAUUAGCAGGAAGGCGUCAACCUUUAACCUCUUUGUGUUCAGCCCAGACACAGCCGCCGUCUCCGGCACCUACCGGGUUCGCGCAGUGGACUACUGGACCCGCUCGGGGCCUUUCUCAGACCCCGUGAAGUUCCUGGAGGCCCCACCCCCUGAGGACUGCUCCGGGACCCCCCAGCACCAGGUGGUGCUGACUGGUGAACCCAGUGGGCCUGGAGCCAAGACCAGCCUGGUGUCCCGACAGACCCAGACCACUGGGCCCUAAACCCCACCGAGGGCUCCUGGGUUGCGUGGGCCCCACCGAGCGCUUCACCAGCACACCUGGUGCUGCCACCUUGUGUCCCCGGCUUGGCGUCCUACAGCCACCGUAACAGAUGACCACGGGGGUUCAUUCUUUCAGUUCCGGAGUCUGAAAUCGAGGUGUCAGCGGGGCCGUCCCUUCUGGAGGCCGAGGGAGGAGCAGCCCACCCGCUUCCAGGCUCUGGGGCUGUGGCCGACAUUGGAUCCAUGGCUUGUGGCCCCUCUGUCUCAAGCACCGUCUCUGGUGUCCUCACUGGCCUAUUACUGGUUUAGGACCCCCCCGGGUCCCGAGUGAACUGGGUCGUGAUGCCUCAGUUACGUCUGCAAAGACCUCGUUUCCAGUGCGGGCCUCGUCCUGUGGCUUCGGUGGACGUGAGCUUUUGGAGGACACACUUCACCCGGGCGCUCUCCAGUCAGGGUAAAGUCUUCAGAAAAUCAAGACGCCCGUGGGUUAUGGAGCGACCGAGCGCAGGCUGCGGACCCAGUGUCCGCUGGGGCUGGGGUCCUGGUCCGGAGGCAGACAGCUCCCGGUUUUCUCUGCACAGACAAGAACACCUUUGGCAGGUGCUGCCUGCCAGCACCAGGGGCUGGUCGAGUUCUCCAAUAAAGAUACUUUGUUCAGACAACUCA